CUGGUCCCCCCUUAUGAAACAUACAGCAAUUUUUGAGACCCAAUUUUGCGAUUGUGUUGUGUGUUUGUGUUACACUCAGGCUCCUGACGAGCUACCCAAAGGGUCUUUGCCUCCAUACUGCAACAGUUCAUCCGCGACAGGGAAAAGUUGUCUCACAAAAAGUGACACCACUGCGCAUUAAUGUGAUCAUUGGUGAAACUUUACAUUAAUAUUACCGCUAAUACAACUUUUCUGUUCAAAGCUGUGGAACAUGCUUCACCCUGAUUGGCUGUUUGACACACGCAUUCAAGAUGAGCUCCGAGGUCUGUCCAUUCUGCGGGAAAACGUAUAAGAGGUUGAAGAGUCACCUGCCACAUUGCAAGGCAGCAGCGAACUCCAAAACACCUCCGACCGAACGUCAUGUCAGAAGGGAUCAGACGACAUCACCUUCUCAGCUGGUUGCAGGUUCCUCUGAACCAACGGCAGAGGGGACACUGUCAACGGCGGCAAGUCCGCAGUCAAAGAAGAGGACAAAGGUGUCUGCUGUGUCAUCACCUGCAGCGCCUUUUAAGAGCGAGAACACAUCGUCUUUGUCACAGUCGCUGUCCCCGAGUCCUAGACCACUUCCACCGUCAACUAAGAAGAAGAAACAGAAGCUGUCCGAACAAAUCAAGAUGGCCACCACCGCCUCCUCCCUCAUCUCCUCCCCAGCCAUAUCUCUGUCUCCCUCUCCCACCAUCUCCAAACCAAAAAAGAAAAGUCUCCCUGCUCUGAUAGAAGCUGCAAAGUCCGACCAAGUUACUAAGGGAUCACUGGAAAGAAGCAGAUCUGCCGCAGGAGGCCUGCCGUCAGGUUCAGAUGCUCUAAAGUCAAGAACCACAGCACAGACGGAGACCAGCAUUAUUCCCGACAACGCCAGUUUUGCCCCUCCAUCCACAGACACUAAACCCAAAGAUGUCUCUAAAAAGAAGGUGUCAAAGACAAAGAGGGCUGCACAAUCUCUUUCCACAACCAAAGACACUGACUCUCACUCUCUGGAUUCUGAAAUAAAUGAAAGUAGCACAAGAUCCCAAGGAAGAGACAACGUCUGGGUGGACAACAAAGAGGAAAUGGAGGAUUUAUCUGUGAGUAAGAUGUUCUUAAAAUCCGGAAGUGGUCACCAGGCCAAGAUUAUCAUCCAGGAUGUUAAAGCCACGUUAGGCCGAGCUAAAAGCACCACACAGUCCAGCAAGGGGAGGAUCCCGAGCCAGGUUGAAACUACUGACAACCUAAGCAGCAAAACCAGACUUGAUACUAGUCUCAGUCCAGUAAUGGCUCCAGCAGAGAAGCAAAAAGACGUUGUAAACUGCUUGGUAACAACGAAAACUCUGUCAGACCAGUUCCCCAGCGUCACUUCAGCACAUCUGGAGCUGCAGUCAGUUCAGAAAAAAAGUCAGAAGUCUAAAGAAACGUCUUUAAUCCCUCUGCAACAUGACGGUUCCUCUCAGCCCAGACCAACCUUCCCCGCACCUCCCGUCCUCUCCGGCCAUCUGUCGCCUCAAGCUACACCCCAUCCACGUGCGGUCGGCAUGAAUGAGGGGCUGAAGGUGGGUCGUCCCAUGACAGAACUCCUCUCAAUAUCACCAUCACCCCUUCAGAUUCCAAGUCAUCUCACACGAGCUCCGCCGGCGAGGGUGGAGACGGCGAGAGCUGCUGAUGGGUUGAAGCUUGAGGACAGGAAACAAAACACUGCUCACAGUCGAACCGAAGGUGCCGUGUCACCGCGGAGUCUCGGACAGGUGAGACUGAGGGAGUUACCUGAGUGGCUGGCCUGCAAAACCCCCAGCCAUCCAAGAGACGUAGUGGAAAUGGUGCAAAGAGGCUGGCACUGGUAUUACAGGAGGUACAUUGACGUGCGGAAAGGUGGUGUGGGUGGGCUGGGCAUGCUGGUGGCAGGAUACUGUGUGCUCAGCUACAUCUGGAGUUACCCUCAUAUAAGUAAAGCGUGAUCGCUGGAGGAAGUACCACUAAGGUCAAGGGAAGAUGUGUGGACAAGUGAGACUGAAUGUGGAAACAACAGCUGUGGCAGGAGGUCAGCUUUCAAGCUUCAUGAGCUUUAGAGGUGCUGGUAGGCAGAUUGUUAGCUGCUUCCCCUGUUUCCAGUCUUUAUGCUAAGCUAAACUGACAGGCUGCAGAUUUAUAUUUAACUGACAAACAUGGGAGUGGUAUCAGUCUUCUCAUCUAACUGUCUGCCAGAAAACGAAUUUCCCAAACUGUCAAACCAUCCCUUCAACCACCAGAGGAAUUGUCAUCGUGAUACUGGUAGUUUCAUUCUCAUUUGACUUGCACCCGAAAAGGGCAUCUGAAAGCCUGCGGGCACGACACGACACGACACGACACUGCAGGUUAUGCAAAUUAAGACAUGUUUGAGUUUCAUUUCACAUUUAUUUAUUUAUUUAUUUUAUUUAGCUUGCUAUGUGUUUUAGUUUAGUUUACGAAGGGAAAUGUGAACAAGAAAGCUACUAAAAUUACUUUUUAAUUAAUUUAUCAAAAUAGUUUCAAUUCCUGAUGAGAGAUCUGUGUCCAUGUGUUUAAGUGUGAGUCCCAGGAGCUCCACUAGGUGUCAUUGUUGGGUCGUGUUAACAAAAACCAAAAGGGCUGGGCAGUACAAUGUUUGCUAUGCAGAGUUUUCUUAGCUCCUUUGUGCAGAGGCAUCGGUGCUGGCUUCCAUGAGAGGAUUAAAGGGAACCAACAGUUUUUAACCAGAUAAAAUCUUUCUCUGGGAGCACAGAUGUAGAAAAACAUGAAAAACAUGCGAAACAUCCCGACAUCAGUAUCCAUGAAAAGAUCCUAUCUGUGGAGCAGAGGGAACGCAAAUCUGUUUUUCCUUGGAAAUGUUUUCCCCCUGUCACAUGAUGUUAUUAUGCAUGCUCAGGCUGUGUGUCUGUGUGUGAACACUCACAGAAUGGUAAUGGAGGGACACUGAAGGAGGUUCUCAGCCGGACUGGACCAGUUUGUUAUUGUAUUCUUUGUAUUGUAUGAAUUUAUUGUUGACUCUCCUUGCUGCUGUAGUGAACACACAUUAGCUACAAAUGAAGAAAUGACAGUAUUUUUGUAACGAUUUUUCCUGACGCCGCUUCUUGGCCAACACAAUAAAAAAUAAUUUCCA
This is a messenger RNA of Seriola aureovittata, 3127 nucleotides long. RefSeq lists its product as uncharacterized. The record is from RefSeq and is a predicted model, not a curated record. The coding region runs from base 291 to 1967 and encodes 558 amino acids. The transcript is spliced from 5 exons. Gene Ontology annotation, molecular function: proton-transporting ATP synthase activity, rotational mechanism. Lineage: Eukaryota; Metazoa; Chordata; Actinopteri; Carangiformes; Carangidae. Gene Ontology annotation, biological process: proton motive force-driven mitochondrial ATP synthesis.